Molecule: messenger RNA, 1221 nt
Organism: Epithele typhae
Lineage: Eukaryota; Fungi; Basidiomycota; Agaricomycetes; Polyporales; Epitheliaceae
Exons: 4
Coding region: 1-1221 (406 amino acids)
Source: RefSeq, a predicted model, not a curated record
AUGGCAGGCUUUGCAUACCAUCAAUACGUGGACUAUUCAAACCCGACCACUCCCCGCGUGUACGCCUGGGAGGUCGCGUCCUCAGCAUCAACCUCAGAACACGACCCAACGCUGCAACUCCAAGACGUGUCCCCGCCCCACCACCAGCCUCAACAGCUCCAGCCCCAAAUCUCACCUAGCCAGCUACAUCUUCAGCAGCUUCCGCCUCCUCUGCCUCCUCACCAUCUACAGCAGGUUCACCAGCAGCCCUCGCCGCCGCCGCAGGAGCCUCCUCAAUCACAAUUUUCAGUUCAAGGGCACUACGCCCCCCGUCAGCCUCAACCGCAGCUCCAGACAAUCCAAGUACGACCUGCAGCGGUCUCCACCCAGCCCCAGUACCGCUUUGAAACGAUCACCGAGGAAGACUUCGUGCCGGGCCCGACGGGCGGCUCCUCACGCCGACGCGCCUCUUCCAAGCCCCCAUUACAGGUUGACACCUCCGCGUCGACUUCGACGCGUCAGGGGUCGUCGUCGGUGCCCGCGGGGAGCCCCGCGGCUCUGUCCGCGGGCGCAGGACCGGCCGCGCAUCCGUACCGUCGCCCGCAGUCGGUGGACGCAGGCGCAGGACCGGCGCAUGUGAGAGCGCGCCGAGUGAGUGACCAGGGGCAGCCUUCGGGCGCGCAGACGCCUGGCGGCGCGGUGGGCGGCGACGGCACGGCGGUCGUGCCGCCCACAGUUGGGACGUCGAUGGGCGCGCCGUGUCCGGCAGCGGACGCGUGGCGUGAGGGGCUGCUCGGGCUGCAGGCGGCGGCGGCGGCGGCGGGGAUGGACACCAGUUUCUCGAUGGAGGGCGCGUCGCUGGUGUCGUCGACGCGCCAGCUCGGCGCGCGGCGGUACGCGAUCCGCGCGGACGUGCACUACAGCGCGGAAGAGGGCGUGAUGACGGCGAUGCUUGAGCUGCCCGGCGUGAAGCGCGGCGACCUGCGCGUCACGCUUUCCGUGUGUCCGUUCAGUCGUGUGCGUCAAGUGAGCAUCGCGGGCACCGCGCGCUCCCUCCUCCCCAGCACCGGCCACGGCGUGCGCGAGCGCAAGUUCGGCGAGUUCUUCAGGACGCUAGCCGUCCCCCCGGAGACCAAGCCUGAAGACGUCGCGGUCAGCCUCGAAGACGGCAUCCUCACGCUGAAGAUACCCUGCGGCGCGCCGGCCGCGCCAGAAGCCCCGCAAGAGAUUGCCGUGCUGUGA